This is a messenger RNA of Diabrotica balteata, 549 nucleotides long. NCBI's taxonomy places the organism in Eukaryota, Metazoa, Arthropoda, Insecta, Coleoptera, Chrysomelidae. The record is from the annotation of a GenBank genome assembly.
CACCUGUGGAAUUUCCGACAGCGAAUUCCACAGAUCGUUCAAAGUCUCAAGUUCCAAAAGGAAAAAAUCACGUAUAUGCAUCUGCCGCUGCAAUCAAAAUGGCUGUACGUCGGUACGGAGAGAGGAAACGUUCACGUAGUACAGAUAGAAAAUUUCAAUCUUUCCGGUUACAUCAUCAACUGGAACAAAGCCAUAGAAGUGUCUAGGAAAACACAUCCUGGUGCGAUAGUACAUUUAAGUGAUAAUCCAUUAGAUGCUAGUAAAUUAUUAAUAGGAUUUGAAUCGGGUCUUGUAGUUUUGUGGGAUUUAAGGAAUAAAAUGGCCGAUAUGAGGUGGUCGACUAGUGAAUUGAGAUCCGUCGCGUGGCAUCACGAAGGAAAGCAAUUCAUGUGUUCACAUACGGAUGGUACCUUGACAACGUGGAGUUUAAAGUCACCAUCUAAGUACAUCCACAUUUCUCAACCUCACGCGAAAUUUAGCAAAGACGGAAAACCUGAACAAUGUAAAGCAAUUUCUAAAGUGGAAUGGAAAUCAUCUCGGACAGGGUAA